AUGCCAUCAGCUAGGUGCGUAGUUCAAGAGUGCAGCAAUGUUUCUAAUCUUGGAGCUGGCAUAUCAUUGCAUCGUAGUCUUGCAGACAAAACGGAGUAUGGAAAAUGGUUGAGAUUUGUUCGUACGCACCGAGCAAAUUUCAAUCCCAAAGGCGUCUUUGUGAUCUGUUCGGGACACUUUCGAGAGGAAUGUUUCGAUGGGAUACAUAUGAAAGGUUCUAGACUCAAACUUCAGCCACUUUCUAUCCCAACGAUAUGGAAAAAAGAACCACAGAAACCUUUAUCGGAGAGAAAUCGACAGAAGGUAGGCUUUUUUAAAAAAAAAAGAUUAUAUACAGUAUUUUAUAAAAUACUGUACUGUAUAUAAGUUAAUUUAUACAUAUUUUGUAUUUAUUUUAUUUUUUAUUUUACAAUCUUUUUCAAAUAUUAAAAUGACAGGUUAUACCCUCCUUUACUAUUGUCAAAAAUCUAAACUGAUUUUCAUGUGCCAAACCUAAUGCAAAUGAACUCAAACAAAGACUUUAGGCAUUUGCAUUAUUAGUUCGGCUUCAGCACAUGAAAAAGUCGAGAACGUGGCCUAUAAAGUCACAUGCAUGUCAUAUUGCAUUGAGAACGUACAAUACAUUUUAAGACAACUGGUCAACAUUUAUACUAUAAUAAACUUCUCAAAUUGUUUUCAGGUCAUCAAUGAAAUUCUCAGUGGCAAUGCAGAAAGUAGUCAAAAUAGUACCUCGUUUGGAAAAGAAAACUAUGCUAACAGACCUAUAAACACGCCAGUAAGAGUAACAUCGACCUGGAAAUAAGCGUAUUGAAAUGUAUACAGUUUACUUGAUUGGUUUAUAUAUUCACGUUUUCUCUCUUUUAGAUAGAUGCUGGUCCAACUUUACAACCAAAUAGUACUUCUCAUUUGACCUUGCUACAUACUGAUGCUUUGGGCCCUGAACCAUUCAAUGAAUCCCCGGUGGUUUAAUCUGUUAAUAUUGUAAAAGCAAUUUACAUGCAAUGGAGAAAAAUCUCAAGUGUACUGUCAUGUCACUUGCUGCAAAAAUUUUUUAAAAUCAAGUUUACUUUCAUUUUAUUCAUAGUUAAUGUAAUGUUUUAUUUUAGCACACAAGUACAUCAUUGCCAUUCCUGCUAUCUGAUGUUUCUGUUUUGUCAACGGAUGAUGACAACAAUCAGGUUAGCACUAUUUUCCAUCCAGCAAACAGCCCUAUCGAUUUUCUAAAGUCUUUUAUUUUGGGUUUUUUUUGUCAUAAAUUUGGUUAGGGUUAGAGUUAGGAUUGCAGUUAGGAGUUAAAUUAGGGGUAUGGUUUGGGUUAGUUACAUAGCCAUUUAAUUAACACCUUUUCCAUCUUCCGAAAAUGAGGUCAGGUCAGUUUGAUGGUUGGAAAAUAGUGCUAACCAUUGGGUUUGAAAUCAUAACAUUUUGACUCCCAAGCAUGUGUCUGUCUUUAGAGUACAGAUAAUAUGUUCUCAGAAAUAGUAGCUUGUCUUUCCUGUUUUCAGGUAUUAAAUUCCACUAUCUUGUCUUCUUCAGGUUCCUGAAAAGUCUGAAGAAGUUCGAAUGAAUACAGCACCAUGCAACAACUGCAAAAUUCUCAGAAAGAAGAAAAAGGAACUUCAGAGGAAACUACGGGCUAUGCAUGAUAAAGUUGAUAACUUAAACCAAAAGAUAACUUCAAACCAAAAAGAUUGGAUUAACACCUUUGAACAGUUGAGCCAAAGACCAGUAAUGGUAGAAACUGGCAAGAUAUUUCUUUUAAUUGACUACAAACUUAAGGAAAUCAAAACCGAUAUUUAUUCUAACUUACUACAUCUCGCAUAUUAUUCUAACUUAUAGAUACUCAAACCUGUGACGAAGAGGAUGAAUCUGGGUUUGCUGAUCAACUGGAUGAUAUGGAUGAUUUACACAGUUGUGAAGAUGUGAAUGAAAAUAUUGUGCAGGAUGAUGAUGAUCAACCAUGGACACCUGAUCAGUCAGAUAAUGUCUAUGAAAAGUUAGGGGAGGAUGAUUAUGAAAGCUUAGGAAGUGGGAAAGAUAGGUAUAAUUUUAGUAAUAUCUCUUAUGUUUCAUUCCUGUUGAGAUUAAAUUUAUUAUAUUUCUUGUGAGGAAAAUGUAGAUUUAGACAUGACAAUGACACAAUGUCAGUCUCUUAAUUUAAAUGCAAAGCUAUGAUCCAUUUAGUUAUUAGAAGUUCUCGUCAUGGAAAGAGGAAAACCUUUGAAACACAAGAGAAUCGACCACAAUUCUAUUGAAUAUAUUCUCAUGUCAUUAUGGACAUUAAAUUACUAUAUACUCUAAUACAGUAGUAUAGUAUUAGUGUUGGGUUUAACUUUGGCAUUGGUUACAGUUGUGAAAAGGCAGCUCACUAAACACUUUUUCCUAAUGUCUCUAUUUGUUGGUUCUCAUUUAUAGGUUGAAAUGCGGAGGGAAAGAUGUUCGAGAAGAACCUAAAGGAAUUGUAUUUUUAUCAAAACUCCUGCAACUUUUUCAAUUCUGUCAUUUGUGCCUGGCAUCAAAUCCUCAGCUCAGCAUAACCCAAACUGGUACCAUGCUGACAGUGAAAUCUGCAUGCAGCAGUUGUGGUGGCACUCAUAUUUGGAAAAGUCAGCCUUAUAUGUUAGGAAAGUUCCAUGCCGGUAAUAUUCUUUUGAGUUUUGCCAUACUCUCUGCUGGGGCAUCUGUUGGUAAAAUCAUCCUGGUUUUCAAGCAUAUGGGACUACUUUGCUACAGUGAAGCUACCUACUAUUAUCACCAGAGGCAUCUUCUGUUUCCAACUAUUGUGAAGUUUUGGCAAACAUACCAGGACAAUAUCUUAAAAUCAUUGAACAGAAAGGAUGUUGUACUUGCGGGUGACGCCAGACACGACAGCAUGGGUCACUCGGCAAAAUAUGGUGAUUACACCAUAUUUUGUUGCACCGUUGGACUUAUAAUCCAUAUUGUUAUUGUACAGGUAAUGGAAAAGUUCCACUUAUAAUCCAUAUUGUUCUUGUACAUGCAGGUUGGUUAAUAUGUUGACCUUUCGGUCCUUCCAAGAAGUAAAAUUUUAUUUAUUUAUUUAUUUCGCCCAAUCAUUAUGGUAAUUAUAUUUACUUCAAAAACGCAUUAAUAACUCGUGAAGCAAUUAUCCAAUCUUGAGUAAGAAAUUAGUCACGUGCAUACGUCUUUAUAACAGCUAAAGAACACUUUAACAAAAGACCAUUGUUAUGCAAACUAUAUAAAGAUUUUUAUAUAAAAGUAUUAAAGCUACAACUAUAAUUGGGCUAGGAGUCUAAAGAAACCUUCAUAGGCUUUUAUUUUAUUUGGAUUUUUUAUCAGGCAAAUCAAGUGGGUAAUAGUAACAAUAUGGAGUUUUUGGGACAUCAGAAGGCAUAUUGGCUUUCCUGCUUGGUACUGGUUUGAUUAUUAAGGCAUUUAUUUCUGACCGACAUCUGGCCAUAACAAAAUGGAUGAGAGAGGAUUGUCCUAAGAAAUGUAAAGAGCUACAAAAACCUAUUAUUGAACACUAUUUUGAUCUAUGGCACAUUGGCAAAAGUAAGUGACAUGUUAAACCAUAGCUGUAAGAUACAAUGUGCCUCAUUAUAUAAUGUUACAUGCGUAAAAAUUGAGAAAAUCGACAACUUGUUCCAGGUUGAUAUCAACAGGUGUGAACAAGGUUGUGCAAUGUGCGGCCCACUAUGAACAGUAUUGUCAACAUGUUACAGCAUUGUUCAACUGUAACAACUAGGAACAACACGGUUGACAACUUGUUCAUAGUUGGCCGCACAACAUUGUUCACGCCUGUCGAUAUCAACUUGGAACAACCUGUGCGUUUUUAGCCAUGUAGUCUGACCGCUGUCAGACUCAGAUCCUAUACAACUUUACUUGUCUAAGGGAAAGUCUUGUUUGUUAUUGUGGUUAGGUAAUUGGUUAAAAUACAUUAUUUAAUUAACUAGCUCUUUUAACCAAUACAAGUGGUGUGCCAUUCACCUUUGACAUUCCUGCAUAGGUCAAUCCCACCCCUUUUCUCUGCCCAAAUGUAAUUCUCUGAUGUUAAUGGCCAUCUUGGGCAAAAAUGGGUUAGGGUCAAUAACAGUCUUCAUAAUGAUUAUAUAUACACCUUGUACUUUAUAUUUACAAAACACUAGAAAUCAGAAAGGUAUUAACAAAACUUAGCAAAGAGAAUGGUUGCGAGGUAAUUGGCAGAUGGAAGAAGGCUUGUAUAAGGCACUGUUAUUGGUCUGUAACCUCAACAGCACUGAAAGUCUGUGGUCAUCGUGAUGUUAUAGUUGCCAAAUUCAAGGCUUUUUUUUACCAUGUCCUUAACAUUCAUCAUGACUUGCCUAACAAGAUCUUCAAUAAAUGUGCUCAUGGUCCAAGUACUACCCAGCGUGUUUGGUUAACAAAAGGUAUUCUAAAUCUACUCUCUGUAUAAUGCCUGACAAUUAUUUUUCUCAUCAAGUGAAGAUCAUUGUGCUUUAAUAUUCAUUAAAGCACAAAGGUCUUGCCUUGAUGAGUAUGAUGCACAUCUUGCAUUUUAUUUACAUUAUGCACACAUCUUGCUUUUUCACAGGAUCAGAUGAAUAUGAGAAGUUGGUUGCAAACCUCAGUAAAACUUCCUUAUUAAAUGGUAUAAAAAAUGCAUCGCCUAUAGCACAGACCAGCUGUUUGGAAGGUUAUCACUCUGUUGUUAACCAGUUCGCCCCAAAGAUGCUGGCAUACUCUCACACAGGCAUUUUAUGCAGGUCAGUGAUUACACAGUUAUAGUUUUAACAAUCAGCUAGGGUUUUUUUUGUUUUAAUGGCACUUAAAUUAGGCCAAAAAAUUUAAAUGGGUAAUAUAUAAUUUUAGAACUAUACUUGCUGCUACCCACUUCAAUUACAACCUUCGUCGACAAUCUAAAGUUGAUAUGCAUGGAAAUGUCAAGCUUAAGGCCACCUACCCCAAAUUCAAAGAGGGAGAGGCUACAGUUAGAGAGGUGAAAGUGGUGUCAAAUUAUGGUAAGUUCUUUUAUACAACGGUGUUUAAAACUUAAUAUUUCUUCUUGAAAGAUGCCAUUUUCAUUAUUUAGCAUUUUCUCCAUCUUUGGAUCAAUUUCACAGGGUUUGGAACUGCUUAAUGUACUGUAAAAUGCUAUGGGCAAAACCUAAAACCCUUGCACCUGUUAACAAAUACAGUUGCAUUUUUUUUUCAGAUUAUGUGGCUGAAAUAUACAAGACCAUGAGUGACUACUACGCCGAAGAAAGAGUUAAAAACUAUAGAGGAUAAGCUGAAGAAAGAUACACCAGAAGCCCUACACAAUAUGUUACCAGAGAAGGAGAACAAGGAAGAAGCAAAGAAUAAAUACAAGUCCAGAAAGACCAAAGUGACAGUUGUAUGCCCUCCAACUUGUUCUGGUGUGUAUUUACAAUCAAAUUUGCACACCACCCCAUAUAACUGUAGAAUUAUAAAGGCUAGAGGUUGUAAAGUUAUCUGUUCACCAAUGUCUCCUGACAAAGGGCUUUCGCUCAAAACGUCCAGAUUUUAUCUACCUUCUAGGCACAUGUGUUACAACCUCUAGCCUGUAUUAUAUCUAUCUGUGGCUGACACUGACACCACAGUUUACUGUAGAAUUAGCAAAGGGGAUUUGCUCUAUAAAUACAGAUCAGCAUAUAUUUGGAGGGGUGCACACGUCUCAGCUUUAAUCAGUGUAUGCCAGAUUUUCAUAAUCUAUGGCAUUUUUAGUAUUUUUUUGUGGAGAUAGAAGACUGCACACCCUGUAAAGAAAAUAUUCACUGGAUCUGUAUGUGAUAUGCAUUUUAUUUUUUACAGAUGCAGAACUUCAAGAUAUAUUGCAUCCACCCACUGCCACUUGCAAAAGAAAAGCACCCAUGUGCAGAAAGUGUGGCAAGCCACGAAAAGGGCACAAAAAAGGGCAAUGUAGCAGUCCAAUAAGUGCGUUGUAA
Messenger RNA from Paramuricea clavata, 5924 nucleotides. Lineage: Eukaryota; Metazoa; Cnidaria; Anthozoa; Malacalcyonacea; Plexauridae. The record is from the annotation of a GenBank genome assembly.